Dimorphilus gyrociliatus is the source of this 4882-nucleotide messenger RNA. The record is from the annotation of a GenBank genome assembly. NCBI's taxonomy places the organism in Eukaryota, Metazoa, Annelida, Polychaeta, Dinophilidae.
AAUGUUGCAGGUUUAUGAACAACUGACAAGCGACUAUAAGGAAUUCAUAUCAGAAAUCGAUGGAGUUCUUCACGAUGAAUCGUUCAUCAGUGAAGAAUCUCCCAAGGAUCGAAUUUUCGGUGUCUUUGACCCAAUUUAUAGAAAAUGUGAACGCUUAUUAGAAGAAGGUGAACUGUUAUUGGAUAGAGGUCAUCAAUUACAUUUAAGAUAUAAAAAUGCUAGUUUUCUCAAGAAGAAGUUUAGUAAGGAGAAUAAAAAGAUAGUAGAUAGCCUAGUACAAAUGACUGGAGAGUUACGCUCAAAACUUACAAAGCUUCGAUCAAUUUAUAUCGCGAAAAAUGACGCCCUGAUUAACACUAUUGAAACAACUGGGCUCGAAGAAGGGUUUAGGAGUGUUAUACAGUGGAUUAAAGGGCCUGGUGAUAAGCUUCUAGUUUCACAAACAGAAAUCGGUGAGGAUUACACAACUGCUGAUAAAUUAAGAAAAGUUCAUGAGGAGCUAGAAUUAAAAUGUGCCGAUACCUACUCGAAUUAUGCUGAAUUAAGGCAUAAGGUUACGCUACUACUAGAAAGUGGUAAAGGGGAGAAGGCGGAUUUAAUAAAUCAGUGUGAUUAUAUGGAAAGUGUUUGUAGGAACUUUGCCAAUAUACUCGAAAAAAGAAGGAUUUUAGUUAUCACCUCAGUGAGGUUUCAUAGGUUUUUCGAAGAACUUUCCAGAUCACUAGAUGACCUCUUAAGAACUUUGCAUAAUGAAACAGCAUUCGAAGAUGUUCAAAGUGCUGAAACAGCUUUGAGUGACCUUGAAGGGAAAGUUGAAGAAAUUCUUCAUCUCUACGACGAAGCAAUCGAAGAAGGUCAUGAAUUGCUGAAUCUCUUAAGUUUGUCAGUGAAAAAUUGGGUAGGUCAAGAUGUUACCCCUGACCGAACUAAACAGAUCGAGCAUGUGGAAAAUCUCUUGGAUGCUCUUCAGCAACGUCGGACGAGAUCUGAUGAACUUGCAGGUGCUAGAAAAAAGAAACUUCAGCAGCUUCUUGAAUUAAGAACUUGUGAACAGAAUGCCAUACAAGCUAUUCAAUGGAUUGCUGAACUCUGUGAUACUGUGAAUGAACGUAAUGCUGCCACUCCUAAGCCAGGAGAAAGGCUAACAGAUUAUCAUAAUACCCAACUUCAAGUUCAUAAAACAGCUUUAGAAACUUACAAUUAUGGUAAAGAAUUGCUACAAAGAGCUCUAGUUUUGAGGCGAGUUUUACAUCAGGAUCUUGAAGCUAAUCAUGAAAUGAUGCAAGAUCUUAAUGAUACUUGGAAGAGAUUCACGAGGGGUGAACUUGAACAUGUACAAAGAUUGAAAAAUGCUUCUCUAUUUCAUCAUAAUGUCGAACAAUUUGAAAGCGAUAUGAAUGAUAUAUACCAAGAAAUGAAAAUGGUUGAAAAUUAUCAGCUAAAACCAGCUGAUGCUGUUUGGCAAAAUUGGCAUAAAAAAGAAAGAAUUUAUCAACAAGGCCCAGAAAUUAUUGAUAUAGGAAAGAAAUUAUUAGAAAAGUUACAAGAGCCUGUAAUUAGAGAAUAUGGAGAAAAUAGAGAAAUUGAAUUUAUGGAUGAGACAGUUGUAAACAAUCUUCGACAAAAAUUAAGCAAAUUCGAAGAUAAUUUGAAGAAUUUCACUUCCGAUUGGGAAAAUAUGUUUUCCGCUUAUAAGCUAGAUCAAAAUGAAAACCUUGUUGAUGGAGAUGGCAAUAUUCUUCGAUAUGCUUAUCAAAGAAAGCAAGAAGAUUUUACACCGACUCACACAAGCACUUUGAUGAGGCCACCUGAUUCAAGUUUAUACUCUACUCGAGAUGAAACAUUAAGUAGUGUACCAAUGAGAGAAAAGUCAGACAAUCAAUCAAUAGAAAAGUUGGAAAAUCAAUCUAGAGAACAAUCAACUAAUUUAGAGCGUAAUACAUCUUUUUCCAAAUACGAAGAUGAAAAAUUUUUCGCUGAGAGAAAUAAAAUUUUGAACAAGUAUGGAAGACCGUACAAGCCAUUUAGUUCAUUUUUGGCGAAAAAAGAAGAUUGGUAUCACGAAGGAACAGAUAGAACAUUAGAAAGACCAAAUCAACGUAAUGAUAAUCAAUCGCCAUAUGAUGGCUGGCGAUCGGAUCGUGCAAAUGAUAACCAACACCCUGAAGGACAGAAUAAAUGGAGAGAUGAAGAAUCCAUACAAGGUCGUUUCUAUUAUCCUCAGAAAGCUGAUGUAUCUAUAGAUACUGAACAGAAAUAUGCUGAAAUAUCUGAACAACCUAACAGUCAAGCACAGUUACAUCAAAUGCCUGCUAAAGCUUCAUACUUUUUUCCGAGUGAUCCAUCAAAUCUGAAUAAGGAACCAACAUCGCGUAAUCGACCACAAUCAAUGCCUCUUGCUGUUGAAAGAAUACCGGUUAAUAAUACCUAUGAUCAAACAGACAGAGGAAAUAUAACAAGAGAAGAUCGCAAUAGGUACAGUGAUCCAAACUAUGCGUCAUACUUUCAAAGAGGUCACCCCAGGGAUUCUGAUCCAUACGCCUCCCAUAUGCAUAGAAAUAUGGAAAGGAGUAUCCACCCUCACCCACAAGAGCAAUUUAACCGAACUAGUGAAACGCCAGUUCAGGAUUUAAACCAAAAAGAUCAAAUUUUGGAAGUUGAUCCAGAGCCACCAUUCCACGGAAAAUCUAAACCACAGGAUCAGAAACCAUACGACGGGCCAGGAUAUUGGGAUAGUGACAGACAAAAGUUUGCAGAUCCAAGAUAUAGCUCUCAACCAAACAGACAACAUAAUCAGCCACCAAACACUUCGCGUGAUCCAACGCAACCAUUAUUCAUUGACACAUCAUUUCCUAAUGGAAUUGCUCAAUCUGGAAAACCUUUAAAUAAAUAUGAUCCAGAAUAUGAAAGACUUGCCUCUGACUAUCGUAUGGAAGAACGUCAGCCUAGAAACUCAGGAACUUAUCCCGGUCCUUGGUAUCAUUCAUCCCCAAGAGUCAUUCCUUUCCAGCAGCCAACUGCUCCUUUUUAUACUGGUGCUCAAGAAACUGACGAAAGUAAAUACGAUGUUGGUGAGAGAGAUGGGAGAUUUAGUGAACAAUUUGAUCAUAGACGUACAGCCAUUCUAGAUCAUAAUAUAGCUACUACAGAAACUCUACCAGAAAUGAUGCCUACUGCUAAAGAUGAAUAUUCUGAUAGAGACGAUUCGGUUUUCGUAGAAGAUGAUCACCCGAAAUAUGCUACUGGAGAAGCUCUAAAGUAUGUACUCGAAGAGGAUUUCUUAGAAGAUCCUACCGAGCUAGUCGUCUUUCCGCACUGUGGAACUCGAACACAUUUUCCACUGAGUGGCUUACAUCCAGAUCAACCAAAGAAUACUUUUCCAAUUAUCAAUGACGAUAGACGAUAUGUAAUGAAUGGACACGAUACAGAAUUGGACGAAGAAAAUUAUAAAACAGGUAGACCCGACUACCAUUCAGGAAAUCAGGAUGUUUCCAAGGAGAAUUAUUCACCUGAGGAGAGAGGUCAUUAUAGAAACUAUCAUGAAGGAAUUGAUUUUGCUACUCCUGUCAGCGCACAGCAAGAUGAUAGAAUCAACGCUCUACCUGAGCAGCAAAAGCCUACCGAAUCUAUACAACCGGAAGGACAACGUAUAUUCAAAAGUGGAAAGCUGAUACGCUUGAUUGGCUCAGAAAAGCCGCAAGACAAUAGACUGCAAGAUGAACUUUCUCAGGAAAUAACACAAGCUGAUAGUUUACCAUCGCAGCAUCUUUCAACCUUUCGAAAUGAACCUUUGCAUGCAGCUCCUGGAAAGAGCCAUGAUGAUUCACUUUUAUCCGACAGUUUAGAGAAUGAGUAUGCCUAUAAUAGGAAAUAUGCCGAUGUAGGAGAGCCUCUUACUCAUCCUCCACAUGCAAGGCAAAAUCUUGCUUUAGAUCAAAAUUCUGCUUUUGCCGAUCUAGUAAUAGGAAAAAAUCAGGAGAACACUACUAGCAAAUUUUUAGAAAAUUAUCCUCAGUUCAAGGAAUACCCUCCGCCACCAGAACCCCAAGUAUCUAGAUAUAUAGGAGGAGAAUCAUACGCAGCCCCAGAAGAAAAUUAUGAACCUGCAAGAGUAGGAGAAAGACCUCUUGAAAAGUUGCCAAUAUUUGGCUUAACAGGAGCUAAAGCUUUACAACAAUCAAAAGACGCCGGAAAUGACGAAGAAUUUAGAGUAAUUGACCAAAACGAUCCAUUGCAGAGGGAUGAUAGAUAUCCAGCUGAAGAUUUUAGAGAACGACGACGUCGUAAUAUUAUUUCAAAAGAUAAACAAAUAUCUGAUUCACGUUCUUGGGAAACAUGGAGGGAACCUCAGAAAAUUGACGAACAAGAUGUUGGCUACGGACGUUUUAGUGAAGAACCACGUCAAGACGAAGAUAAUUUCAGAGAUUAUAGAAUGUAUUCAACUGAGAUACCAAGGAGUAGUCAAAGACAAUCUGACCUUCAAAUAUGGCCAACUGAACCUAUUGAAUAUUCGAAAUUGAAUGAUAAAUAUUUAGAUCAAAGUAUUACAGAGAUUAUUGAUCCCAACAGUACCGAUGAUCGUGGCAUUCACGAUGAAACAACAUCUCAUUUAUCUAGAACAUCAUCAGUGGUUUUGGAAAAUCGUCUUGAAAAAGUCACAGAACUAUUUGCAAAAUCCCAAGAUCCAAACAAAAGUCUCGAAAGGCUUAACAGCUUCUUGCAAAGGGAUACAAGACCGGAUAUGGACGAUGCCUUUAUUGAUCCAGAAAACCAAGAAUUUUGGAACGACUUAAAUAGAAAAUUAAGAGAGAAUAAUGAUUUUAGUUCUGAGUUAAUUGCUGUGUGCAUUGUUGAAUAUGAUGUUGCUUUCCGCGACACAUAA